AUAAUUAAAAAUGGAAACAGAGCAACAGCCAGAAAAGAUGUGGGUCCCCAUUGAAUGAAAUCCUUCAGUGUUUACUAAUUUGGCAUCCAAGUUAGGGUUUGAUACAUCUAAGCUAGAGUUUACUGAUGUUUUCUCGCUUGAUAGUGAGAUUUGGGAGAUGAUGAUGCCUAAACCUAUAUCUGCAGUCAUCCUUGCCUUCCCUAUUAAGGAGGCUCAUCAAGAGAUGAGAGAUAAAAUGAGAGACGACUUUAAGGCAGAUCCUGAUUCAUCAGUGACUUUCAUCAAGCAAAAGAUCAGAAUGGCUUGUGGGACCAUGGCUAUUCUCCAUGCUACACUUAAUUGCUCUGAAGAGAUGGAGCACAAAGGAUUCUUAAAAGAUUUGGUCGAUUUUGGCUCAAAGAUUGAAGACGAGACCACUGCUCCUGAUGAAUUGGCCCAGUUCUUAAUUGAUAGUGAAGAACUCGAAAAAGUUCAUGGAGAAUGAGCAGUCCAAGGAAACUCAGAAGUCGUUACCGAAGUUGAUGUCCAUUUUAUGGCAUUUGUCGAAAUUAAUGGCAAGGUUUAUGAACUUGAUGGCAGACAAGAUGCUCCAGGUCUUCUUGGAGAACUUGAAGGCAGCAAUUUAGGAAUUAAGGUAUCCCCAAUUAUACAGCAGUAUAUUGACCUUGAUCCUGAAGAAAAGAGAUUCUCAAUGUUAGCAUUAGCAGGUAAAUCAUAGAUUAAUUGAUGAUUCUGUUUCAAUGUUUGGA
Molecule: messenger RNA, 749 nt
Organism: Moneuplotes crassus
Lineage: Eukaryota; Ciliophora; Spirotrichea; Euplotida; Euplotidae
Source: the annotation of a GenBank genome assembly